Messenger RNA from Rhinichthys klamathensis goyatoka, 1282 nucleotides. RefSeq names its product leucine rich repeat containing 58a (gene lrrc58a). Gene Ontology annotation, molecular function: protein binding. The transcript has 4 exons. The record is from RefSeq and is a predicted model, not a curated record. Lineage: Eukaryota; Metazoa; Chordata; Actinopteri; Cypriniformes; Leuciscidae. The coding region runs from base 26 to 1081 and encodes 351 amino acids.
UAUUUUACUUUACUAAAUAGUCCAUAUGGCUCGUUUCUCAAGCAUGGACGACAAGUGUGCUGUUUUACAUUUAUCACGUCUGCAUCUGGACGACUUGAACUUGGAUCAUCUCGCGGACAGUAAAAGAAAACAAAUCCAGCAGCUGCAUCUAACUUACAAUCGUUUAUCGUUUCUUCCACCUUCCGUUUGUUUUCUAUCUAACCUGGAAUAUCUGGAUAUGAGCAAUAAUGCGCUCACGGUCAUACCAGAUGACUUCAUGCGACUUACAAACCUAAAGACGUUUGUGGCAAAGAACAAUCUUCUGAACGAGUUCUCGUUCCCUAAGGAGUUUGAGCGCAUGCAGGUAGAAACUCUGAAUAUGAGUGGAAACAGGUUUGAGGAUAUUCCCAUACAGUUUCUAAAAAUGACCACACUACAGUCCCUGUCACUUGGAGGAAACAGAUUGAAGAACAUCCCUUCAGAAAUAGAGAACCUGGGCAGUCUAGAGAUGCUGUAUUUGGGAGGUAACCUCAUCUCCUCCAUCCCACCUGAAGUGGCUAACCUCACCAGUCUGAGAUACCUGGUUCUGUGUGACAAUCGCAUCCAAAGCAUACCCCCCCAACUGAACAAACUACACUCCCUGCUCUCUCUCAGUCUCCACAACAACCUGCUGACCUUCCUCCCUCGUGAGAUCCUCAGCCUCGUCCACUUGCAGGAGCUCAGUCUCCGUGGAAAUCCUCUUGUUGUGCGCUUUAUCAAGGACAUGACCUACGACCCUCCAUCACUUAUAGAGCUAGCAGGACGCACGGUCAAGUCCCAGAACCUUCCGUUCCGCUCUUGUGACCUACCGUCCAAUCUGAUCCAUUAUUUAAACCUGGCUAGCGAAUGUCCCAACCCAAAGUGUGCAGGUGUUUAUUUCGACUCGUGUGUGAGGCACAUCAAGUUUGUGGAUUUCUGUGGGAAGUACCGCCUGCCGCUCAUGCAUUACCUCUGUUCCCCGCAGUGUUCCUCUCCCUGCAGCUCAAACCCACAGAGCGACGCAGAGUCAGAGGAGGAGAACAGUGUCCCCGCAGACAGACUCCAGAGAGUACUGCUGGGAUAGGACAAACCUCCAAUCUGUCACAGGACUUUCAUUAAACGCUUCAUUUCAACAUUUAGAAAUGUUUUAGCGACUCAACAAAAAAAGCACUGCAUGCUAUAUAGUUUAACUGUGAUUAAAAGAGGUAGGUUUGAACUGUAAAUCAAAGUUUAUUAGGUUUAAAGGGAUAGUUCGUUCAAAAAUGAACAUUCUGUCAUCGUUCUC